AUGUUUAAGGAAAUUGUGACAAAAUAUCUAGAUUCUAAUAAAGAUCUGGCUACAGCAACUCUCCGUUUAUUGGAAUUAUUAAACUUAGAAAACGACGAGAAAUCAAUUGAAACAGCGGAAGAACUUUUUCGAAUUCAUGUUGUCAAACGAAAGUCAAGAUUAAGAGAUUGGCAACAACAUCAUCGAUCAACUUCUUGGUAUGCAGAAGAAGUACCUGUAGAAUCACUUUUCCUUCAAUUGGCGACAGAUAAUCAAAACGAUGACGAUGAUGAUAAUGAGUUAGGGCCUACUCAAUAUCUUGGAAGCACGACAAAAUUUUCAGAAUUAACACUCGAGCAAAAACGAUAUCGAACGAAGAAUAUCACAGAAACACUUCAGAGCGCUGCUGCGAACAAUAAUCUAUCCAUGAAUCAACUUAUUGGUUAUUUACUUUACAGAGUAAAUUAUCACUCAAACCGUAUGCCUGCAGCAGUAGGACAAACUAUGGAAGCAAGUGGCGAUUUUACAGCUACAGCGAAAUUGUCAGUUGAUGAAACAAUUGCCAUACAAGCAAAAAUGGUUACUGAGUUAGAGAAACCUAAUUUUUAG
Molecule: messenger RNA, 588 nt
Organism: Didymodactylos carnosus
Lineage: Eukaryota; Metazoa; Rotifera; Eurotatoria; Philodinida; Philodinidae
Source: the annotation of a GenBank genome assembly